Siniperca chuatsi (mandarin fish) is the source of this 18559-nucleotide messenger RNA. It is a transcript of the gene obscna, whose product is annotated as obscurin, cytoskeletal calmodulin and titin-interacting RhoGEF a. Bases 303 to 17966 code for a protein of 5887 amino acids. Gene Ontology annotation, molecular function: protein binding; guanyl-nucleotide exchange factor activity; ATP binding. The transcript has 76 exons. Gene Ontology annotation, biological process: protein phosphorylation. The record is from RefSeq and is a predicted model, not a curated record. NCBI's taxonomy places the organism in Eukaryota, Metazoa, Chordata, Actinopteri, Centrarchiformes, Sinipercidae.
GACUGGGACGCAGCCAGCAAACCUGGACAUGCUCUCCUUUGGCUUUGGUUUGUUGGUAAUCUUAAAGUCUUUGUGAAAAACAAGACAAGACUCAGACAGAUCUGUUGCCAUGGUGGAUGUUUUAUUAAGCUUUUUUUCAGGUGAAGGUGUUUUGUUUUUUGUCAUCAGUGUGACAAGAGGACAUGCAAGGAUUUAUUCUUUCUAGAAAACACCUGUCUAAGUUGAAGUUGUAGCCCUUCUGUGGUAACUGUGGUAAAAAGCAAACAAGAUUCCCCAAUCACACUGAGAGAAGAGAAGGAGGCAUGGGAGACAAUAAACCUGGAGGAAUAGUAGCCGCUGCAAGGAACCGUCUGCAGGUGGUGAAGGGCUUGGAGGAUGUGGAGAUGUCUGAGUGUGAGAGCUGUUCCUUGGAGGUGACCCUCAACCUGGCCUAUAUCGAGGGUGUGUGGACCAGAGAUGGGAUGCAGCUUAAGUCCAAGCCUAACUGCCGCAUCAGCAUGCAUGGGAAGAAACACUCCCUCAUACUGAACAGGGUGGCUUUGGGAGACGCAGGCCUGUUCUCUUUUCAAACCAAUGGCAUUCAGACCUCAGGCAGACUCACUGUCAGAGCUAGGGACAUUCACAUAGUGAAGGAGCUGGAGGAUGUUGACACAAUGGAGCGUCAGCCCGUGAACUUUGUGUGUGAGGUCAGUCAGGUGGAUGUGGAUAGUCGGUGGUACAGAGAUGACUGCCGAAUUCGACCUGGGGACAACAUCAAGAUCAGACACCAGGGUAAAACUCACUCCCUAUUCUUCAAGUCAGUCAGGCCAGAGAAUGCUGGAGAGAUCAGAUUCACUGCAGAGCGUGUCUCAUCCUAUGCAACUCUCACAGUAAAAGAGCUCCCAGUCCAAAUAGUGCGUCCUCUGAGGGUCAAAAUAGCCAUGUAUCGCCACCGGGGUCUGCUGGAGUGCCAGGUGUCACGGCCUAAUGCUCAGGUCAGGUGGUACAAGAACAGGAAGGAGCUCCUGCCCAGUAAGAAGUACCAACUAAUCAGCCAAGAUGUCUACAGGCAGCUGACCAUCGAUGACGUCUGCUCUUCAGAUGAGGACACCUACACCUGUGAUGCAGGAGAUGACGAAACCUCUUGUCAGCUUCUGGUGGAGGAGCAGGCUAUCAGCAUAGUGCGGGGGAUGAGCUCUGUGGAGGUGAUGGAGCCGGAGCCAGCGCUGUUCCAAGUGGAGACCAGCCUGAAAUCAGGGAGGCCCCCCCGAUGGACCCUGAAUGGUGAGGUGCUGGAGCCCAGUGCAGCAGUGAACAUCGAGAGGAAGGGCACCCUCCACAGCCUCUGUCUCACCUCCACAGAAAGCUCCAUGUCUGGCCCUGUACUCUUUGUAGCUGGCAAGAGUCGUUCCACUGCUCAGCUUACUGUCAAGGAGCGACCUCUUCAGGUUGCCCACCACUUGGAAGAUGUAGAGGUGAAGGAGAACAGCUCUGUGACUCUGAGCUGUGAGUUUGCACCCUCUCCCAGGGUGGUGCGUUGGUUUAAAGGUCGUACGGCUCUGAAAACCUCAAACAAGUACAGCAUGAAGAGGGAAGGGAAACGGGCAGAGCUGACCGUUCAUGGCUUGACAGGGAUGGAUGCAGGACAGUACCGCUGCAUGGCUGGGGGUUCACAGAGCAUGGCACAUGUUAAGGUAGAAGUGCGAACGCUGAAGUUGGUUAAACACCUUGAGCCAGUGGAAAUUGAAGAGGAUGGCAUUGCCACAUUCUCAUGUGAGCUCAACUAUGUUGUCGCCAAUGUGGAGUGGCUCCUCAACAAUGUUCGCCUCUAUUCCAAUGCCAUCAACAGGAUCCAGCACAUGGGCACUAUGCACAGCCUCACAAUCAAGAAGCUGCGGCCACAGGAGAGCAGGGUCACCUUCAAAGCAGGCCUUCUCUCUGAGACAACCACCUUAAAGGUCAAAGAGAGCCCAGCAGUGUUCCUGAGGUCUCUGGAGGAUGCAGUAGGAGAAGAGCAAGGGCAGGUGUGCCUGCAGUGUGAAAUUUCCAAAGAGACAGUGACCCCUGUUUGGAGGAAGGAUGGUAUGAUCCUGAUGGCUGAUGAUAAACAUGAGUUACUCCAGUUUGGGAAGUCCAUGACACUGAUCGUCCAUUCCCUGAGCAAGGAUGAUGCUGGACAGUAUACCUGUGACCUGGGCACCAGCCAGACAAAGGCUAAAGUUACUGUACAUGACUUACACAUCACUAUUGUUCAGCGUAUGAAGACAACAUCUGUCCUGGAAGGUGAAAGCUGCACUUUGGAUUGUCACCUCUCUCAUGACCUCGAUGAUAAGCCUUCCUGGACCAUCAAUGGCCAGGUGGUGGUCACCAAUAGCCGUAUCCAGGUUAUCAACAAUGGCCGCAAGUAUAAGAUGACAAUUAAAGAUGCUAUACUGAGCGACGCUGGAGAUGUGGCCUUCACAAUUAAAGACCUAAGCUGUAGGACCAUGCUCUUUGUUAAAGAGAAGCCAGUGCACAUCUUCAGAGACCUGUUGAAUGUCAAGGCGGUGCCAGGCGAGGACGCAGAGCUGAGCUGUGAGAUCACUAAACCAGAAAUCACCAUCCGUUGGCUGAAAAAUGGCCAUUUAAUCAGGCAGAGCCCUAAAUAUGAGAUGAGUGUGGAGAAGAACCUGGCACGAUUGGUGAUCAAGAAUACCACCAUCAGAGACUCUGGAGAGUACUGUUGUGAGGCCGAAGGCGUUGCCUCUCGUGCCAAGCUGGAGAUCAGAGAACUCCAGCACACAUUUGCGAGGGAGUUAAGGGACACGCGAGCAGAGGAAAAGGGUAAAGUGACCCUGGAGUGUGAGACUAGGCGGCCAGCCAAGCGGGUGACCUGGCUGAAGGGCAUGGUGGAGUUGAGGUCUGGUAGGAAGUAUGUCAUCAGGCAGAAGGGUGUGGUGCUGUCCCUGACCAUCACCUGUCUGGAGAAAUCGGACACUGAUAUUUACAUGUGUGAUGUCGGUACCAUGCAGAGCCGGGCACAGCUGACUGUGCAGGGCCAGAAGGUGUUGAUCCUGGAUGAAUUAGAGGAUGUUGAGUGUCUUGAGGGCGACACCGUCACAUUCAAGUGUCGAAUUUGUCCCAGUGAUUACAUGGGGGUCAAGUGGUAUCUGGAUGAGACUCUGCUGUACACCAAUGAGCUCAAUGAGAUCCAGAUGGUGCCUGGAGGCUAUCACACCCUCACAUUUAGACAGCUCGCCCGCAAAGACACUGGCACUAUCUCAUUUGCAGCAGGGGACAAAAGAUCGUAUGCCUCACUGUUGGUUAGAGAGAGGCGUCCCACCAUCAUUAAAGCACUGGAAGACUGUGAGGCUAUUGAAGGAGGUGGUUUGGUUUUGUCUUGUGGGACCUCCAAGCCAUGUCACAUCCUGUGGUACAAAGAUGGCUGCCUGAUGUGGAACUCCUCAAGGUAUUUUGCCAGUCGCUCCGGCUGUGAGGCCCGACUGACGAUUCGAGAGGUCUGCAACAACGAUGCCGGAGUGUACGAGUGCAGUGCUGGAUCUGUUACAACUAGAGCCGUUGUAACUGUCAAAGCCAUCCCAGCAGAGUUCACCCAGCCUCUAAAGACUGUGGAGGCCAAAGAGGGGGAGACUGUGACUCUGACCUGUGAAUACUCUCUGCCUGGGGUCCAAUUCCACUGGAGAAAAGGUUUUGAGAGUAUCAGGCCUGGAGACAAGUACUUGAUGAAACAGAGGAAGACAAUCAAUUCCCUAACCAUCAAAGCCUUGAAGCCUGAGGACUCAGGAGAGUAUACCUGUCAAUGCAGAGAUCACUGCACUACAGCAAGCCUCAAAGUACAUGCUAUCCCCAUUACAUUCAUACAGCAGUUAAAGAGCAUGCAAGCAGAGGAGGGAAGCAAUGUCAUAUUGCGCUGUGAGUUGUCUAAACCUGGAAUUCCAGUAGAAUGGAGGAAGGGACAUGAGCUGUUGAAGAAUGGGGUUAAGUACCAGAUAAGGAAAAGGGAGACCACCCUGGAGCUUCUGAUAUGGAAGCCUUUGCCUGAGGACAGUGGGAUCUACAGCUGUGUGUGUGCUGAUCAGAUGACAUCUGCCACUGUCAAAAUCACUGCUCUCCCAGUCACCUUCAAGCAGAAGCUGAGGAAUGUGUUGAUUGAGGAGGGAAACACUGCGGCUUUACGCUGUGAGCUGUCGAAACCCGGUCACAGUGUGGAGUGGAGGAAGAGGGGGAACGAACUCAUUCUGAAUGGAGAGAAAUAUCAUAUGCGGCAGAGAGACAUGCUGAUUGAACUGAGGAUCUUUGAUGUAACACCUGAGGAUAGCGAUAUCUACACAUGCAUCUGUGGAAACAUAGAGACCACUGCAACUCUGACUGUUAAUGCUCUUCCCAUCACCUUCAAGCAAAAGCUGAAGAACCUCCAAGUAGAGGAAGGACACAACAUCACACUGUAUUGUGAGAUCUCUAAACCUGGUGUCCCAGUGGAGUGGAGGCUUGGAGGAGAUCUGUUGCAGAAUGGAGAGAAGUACCAGAUUAAGCAGAGGGACUCAGCCCUGGAGUUGAUCAUCAGAGAUGCUGAACCAGAGGACAGCGGGGUCUACACGUGCGUGUGUAGAGAGCAGAGGACAAAGUCCACUGUUAAAGUUAUCGCUGUUCCUGCCACAUUUAAAGUAAGCCUGAGGAGCCAGGAGGCUGAAGAAGGGAACAGUGUGACAUUACACUGUGAGCUGUCAAAGAAGGGAGUCCCGGUGCAGUGGCAGAGAGAGGCUCAGGUGCUGUCUGAGGAGAUAUUUCGAGGAAAGUAUCAGAUGAAGCUAGAAGGAAAAACAGCUCAGAUGACCAUUUUCAACAUCCAACCAGAGGAUGCAGGGAAGUACAGCUGCAUCACAGGAAAUGAGAAAACCACAGCUGAAGUCAAAGUGAAACCACUUCCUGUGACAUUCAAACGAGAGAUCCAGUGCCUGGUGGUGAAAGAAGGGGGCAGUGGAAUUUUCUGCUGUGAGCUCUCUAAACCUGGGGCUCCAGUGGACUGGAGGAAAGGCAGGGUGAUCCUGAAGCCUGGAGAGAAAUAUGAGAUGAAGCAGGAGGGACGUCUCACUAAACUGGUCAUCAACAACAUAGAGGAGAGCGAUGCUGGCAAAUAUAUCUGCAAGACUAAAGACAGCCAGUCCACUGCUGAGCUCACUGUUCAAGGUUUACCACCAAGUUUUAAGCUGCCACUAGUCAACCAGGAGGUGACAGAGGGCAACAGUGUGGUUCUGCGCUGUGAGCUCAACAAACCUGCCCCUGCGGUGGAGUGGAAGAGAGGAGGAGAGCUGCUGAGAAAUGGAGACAAAUACCAGAUAAGGAAGAAAGACCUGCAGUUAGAGAUGAAGAUUUCAGACCUCAGUCUGGACGACACUGGAGAUUAUACCUGUGUAUGUGGAGAACAGAGGACAAAAGCUACGAUCAUCGUGAAUGAACGGCCAAUCAGUUUCCUUCAAGAACUGAAGAAUAUUCAGGUGCAGGAGGGCAAUGGAGUGACACUCUGCUGUGAGCUCUCCAAACUCGGCACUACAGUGCAGUGGAAGAAGGGCGACAAUGUGUUGACCAGCGGAGAGAAAUACCAGAUGAAGCAGAGUGGCUCCACCCUGGAGCUCCUCAUCAGGAAAAGCCAGCCUGAGGACAGUGGCACAUACAGCUGUGUUUGUGAUGACAUAAAAACUACUGCUACCAUCAUCAUCACUGCGAUCCCUAUAACUUUCAAACAAAAGUUGAAGAACCAGGAAGCUGUGGAGGAGGGCAGUGUGACUUUGCGAUGUGAGCUCUCUAAACCAGGAGUCCCAGUGGAGUGGAGGAAAGAUGCUCAACUUCUGAAGGAGGGAGAAAAAUAUCAGAUGAAGCAAGAAGGCAGGAUGGCUGAGAUGCUGAUCAGAAAUUUAACUCUCACAGAUGCUGCGGAGUACAGCUGUUUUGUUGGCACUGUUGUGACUUCAGCUGACAUCAAAGUAAGAGCAAUUCCUGUAACAUUUAAACAAGAGGUGGAGAAUUUGGAGGUGAAGGAAGGGGACAGUGGAGUUUUCUGCUGUGAGCUCUCCAAACCUGGAGCCCCAGUGGACUGGAGGAAAGGCAGAGUCGUCCUCAAACCUGGAUACAAAUAUGAGAUGAAACAGGAGGGACGUUUCACUAAACUGAUUAUCAACAAUAUGGAGGAGAGUGAUGCUGGGAAAUACACCUGCAAGACUAAAGACAGCCAGUCCACUGCUGAGCUCACCGUCAAAGCUCCUCCCAUCACAUUCAAGACAAAGUUAAGGAACCAGCAGGUGGAGGAGGAGAACAGCAUGACGUUGAGCUGCGAGCUGUCUAAGCCCGGCCUUGCUGUGGAGUGGAGGAAAGGACAAGAGCUGCUCAAGAAUAAUUUCAAGUACCAGAUUAAAAAUCGAAACAGCAUCAUGGAGCUGACCAUCAAAAACACACAGCUGGAGGACAGCGGCCUUUACAGUUGUAUCUACAGUGACGUCAAGACCACAGCCAGCAUCACCAUUACACCUAUCCCCCUCACCUUUAAAAUGGGUCUGAAGAACCAGGAGGCCCCCGAAGGAGGCAAUGUGUCCCUUCGCUGUGAACUGUCCAGGGCCGGGGUGCCUGUGCAGUGGUGGAAGGCGGAGGACCAGCUCUAUCAUGGGGGAAGAUAUCAGAUGAUGCUGAGAGGGAAGAUAGCUGAGAUGCACAUCAAAAACAUCCAGCCUGAGGAUGUCGGGGAGUACAGCUGUGUUUUGGGAGAGCAGAAGACAACGGCUGAAGUGAACGUGAGAGCGGCAGCAUCAGUGUUCUUUGAGAAGGAACUGGAGAGCAAAGCGGUGAUGGAGGGGAAAUCUGUGCUACUGUCUUGUGAAGUUUCCAGUGCUAAUGUCCCUGUCACUUGGAAGAAGGACAACACUGUGGUGGAAGAAGGAGGGCGAUACAUUUUAAAGAAGAAAGGCCCCAUACACACCCUGGAAAUCAAGAAACUGUAUCUGGAGGAUGCUGGAGAGUACUGCUGUAUCACCAGAGGCAAGAAGACCACUGCCAAGCUGAUCGUGAGGGCUUCAUCUUUCUCCACAGAGCGUGUGCGGAUUGUUACAGAGCUGCAAGACGUUACGGUGACAGCGGGUGCGGAUGCAAUGUUUGUGUGUGAGCUGAGCCAUGCGGACGUGAGUGAGGGUGUCUGGUGGCUUGGCUCCAGCCCUCUACAGAAGAACGAGAUGAACCAGAUGACGUGCCAGGGUCGCCAGCACCAACUGGUCCUCACCAUGACAACACCUGAGGAGACAGGCACUGUGGCAUUUGUGGUUGGGGAGGAGAGGACCUCUGCAUGUCUCCUAGUUGUUCCUAAGCCCAAAGUUCUAUUUGAGGAGAAGCCUAAAGACAUUGUGAUCAUGGAAGGAGAGACAGCCACUUUGUCCUGCACGACCUCUGAUUUUACCUCCCCUGUUACCUGGAGGCGCAACCACAUCCCCCUCCAAAAUGGUGAUAAAUAUGAGAUACGUAAAGAGGGAAAAGUCAACCUAUUGCUUAUCCAUGAUGUGGAUCCCCUGGAUACUGGCAUAUACUCCUGUGAUACAGGAGAUGUGCAGAGCAGUGCUAAACUUACUGUGACAGAGCUCCCUCCAUUCUUCCAGGAAGAAUUGCAGAGCAUCGAAGUGGAGGAGGGAGGUUCAGCCUCUCUGUACUGUGAGCUAUCUAAACUUGGAGUGCCGAUUCAAUGGAAGAAGAACAGGCUGCCACUAAGAGCCAGCAGAAAGUAUGAGAUGAGGCAGGAUGGCUGCCUCCUCCAGCUUCACAUCAAAGAGCUCAAACUUGAGGACAGUGGUAGUUACUCAUGUCAAGCAGGAAGUGCAGAGACCACUGCAGCUGUGACAGUGAAAGUGCCCCCUCCAUUCUUCAAGAAAGAAUUAAGAAGUGCGGAGGCUGAGGAGGGAGGUGCAACCUCCCUGUGCUGUGAGCUGUCUAAAGCUGGAGUGUCAGUGCAAUGGAAGAAGAACAGGCUCCCACUACAAGCCAGCAGGAAGUAUGAAAUGAAACAAGAUGGCUGCCUCCUUCAGCUCCACAUCAAAGAGCUCAAACCUGAGGACAGUGGAAGCUACUCAUGUCAAGCAGGAAGUGCAGAGACCACUGCAAAAGUGGCAGUGAAAGAGCUCCCACCAUUUUUCAAAGAAGAAUUGCAGAACGUGAAGACUGAGGAGGGAGGUACAGCCUCCCUGUGCUGUGAACUGUCUAAGCCUGGAGUGUCAGUACAAUGGAAGAAGAACAGGCUGCCACUGAGAGCCAGCACGAAGUAUGAGAUGAAGCAGGAUGGCUGCUUCCUCCAGCUCCACAUCAAGGAUCUCAAACCUGAAGACAGUGGAAGCUACACAUGUCAAGCAGGAAAUGCAGAGACCACUGCAACUGUGACAGUAAAAGAGCUGCCACCAUUUUUCAAAGAAGAAUUGCAGAAUAUGAAGGUGGAGGAGGGAGCUACAGCCUCCUUGAACUGUGAACUGUCCAAGCCUGGCAUAUCAGUACAAUGGAAGAAGAACCAGCUGCCAUUGAGGGCUAAUAGGAAGUACAAGAUGAAGCAGGAUGGCUGCCUCCUCCAGCUCCACAUAAAGGAGCUCAAACCUGAGGACAGUGGAAGCUACACAUGUGAAGCAGGAAGUGCAGAGACCACUGCAACUGUGACAGUGAAAGAGCUCACUCCAUGUUUCAACAAAGAUUUAGAAAGUGUGGAGGCUGAAGAGGGAGCUACAGCCUCCUUGAACUGUGAGCUGUCCAAGCCUGGGGUGUCAGUACAAUGGAAGAAGAACAAGCUGCCACUGAGAGCCAGCAGGAAGUAUGAGAUGAAGCAGGAUGACUCCCGCCUCCAGCUCCACAUCAAGGAUCUCAAACCUGAGGACAGUGGAAGCUACACAUGUCAAGCAGGAAGUGCGGAGACCACUGCAACUGUAUCAGUAAAAGUACUGCAACCGACUCCACCAACGUUAGAGCUUCCCACAAUACUGCCUCGGGCAAAGGGCACUGUUUCCAUAUCAACUUCUACUCCAGAGAACGGGAGGUCUGGCCUGCCAGAGGCCAAACCUGUUCCUCCAGAGCCCAAAAGGAGAGCUUAUAGGAAAGCAUCUAUUUCAGAUUCAGAAAAAGAUGUGGAUUCAGUGUUUGACCUAAAACAGUCUAUGCUGAGGGAGAAUAAUGAAGAUCAAAAGGGCAUCCCACCUGCCAGGUCUAUGGAGACAGACUCUGUUGCACAGGAGGUAACACAAUUGGAGAGGCAUAAGGAGAAAGACAGUGAGGUGUACAAGAAAGUUGAUAAGAGAAGGAGACUACUGGAGAAGGACGACGGGUUUGGCAGGGAGGUGCAAGAGCCAGCAAGGCCUUUGGAUAUGGAGAAAGAAGUUUUCAUGGAGACGAGACCACCAGGACGGAAUUUAGAGAAAUUAGUCAAGGUUGACCACGCGAGUCAGCUAGACAAGGUUCUCGGAGACACUUUGUUUGAACAAAAGAAACAGCCAUUAAUAUGUCUGGAAAAGGAAAAGGAAAUUGAACAAAGGUCAAAACAACCAGGAAAGCCUCCAGAGAAAACAAGUGAAGUUCAGAGAAAGGUAAACCAUCCAGGAACAGUCCUGUGGAAGAACAGUGAGAAUGAAAACGAGCUAGAAAAGUUCAUUGGGAAAGACACAAUAAAGGAUCGAGAGGAGAAGUCUACAGUAAAGAAGGGUGAAGUAGACAAAACAGAGAAGGAACCUUUGAAACCACCAGUAAGAUCUAAAGGAAAGGUAACGGGGGGGAAGGGACCACUUAAAUAUGUUCCAAAGGAAACUGAGGAGAUCAUUGUCCAAUCAGUAAAGCCUACAGUAAAUGAUUCUGAAGAAGACCAUAAACAGAGAGACCAUGUGAAACAACAAGUGUCCACAGAGGCAGAAAAAGAGAAAAGGCCACUGAAACUAGUAGUAGACAAACAGUCAGUAGAACAUCCAGAAAAGACUUUAGAAAAAGAGGCUGAAUUUGUCCCUCCAAAACCACCUGUGAGGAUAAAAAGCAAAGCAAAGGGGGGAAUGGAAAAACAAUAUUCAAGGGACACAGAGACAGAUCAGGAUGAUCAACAGAUGACAAGAGAUAUGGUGAAAACAAUGGAUUAUCAGCCAAUUAAACAGUCAUUAGGGUCUUUGAAAAAAGAGGUUGAAGAGAAACCAAGAUUUGAGAGGAAACAAUCAGUAACAGCAGACACUGAGAUAGUUAAGAAAAGUAAGCAACCUGUGAAAGCUGCAGAGAAGGAUGCAAACACCAGACAACCGAUCAAACAACCAGUAAAACCCAUGAGAAAAGACCCUGGAGUAGACCAGGAAAUGAAACUGGAAGUCGAGCCAAUGAGAAGGGAGGAAGAACAGCAAACAAUAAAGAUGACAGAAGAUAUUCCUCUCCUCUACAUUUCGGAAGACGAAACUUUCUCUGAGGCUUUGACUGAGAUACCAGCGACCCACAGCCAUGUCCAGCCACCAGGCUCUUUUGUUGAGUGUUCAACCCAACCCUCUACUCUUCCUGCAAUUGAUGUACUGCAAAAGGCACAACCGCCAAAGGAUGCUACACCAGAGAUCGACAUCAGCAUUGAGGAUGAACCACAAAUGCAAGAGGCUGCAGUCAAGAUCCAGGCUGCCUUUAAAGGAUACAAAACCCGCAAAGACAUGCGACCUGUCUUUAAAGAGGUGUUUAAGAACCAGAGUGCAGAUCUUCAUGGUACAGUGACUCUAGUGUGUAUUGUAGAAGGAAAACCCAGCACAGUGCGCUGGCUGAAAAACGGCCAACAAAUCACUAAUGACCAGCGGUGCCGUAUUGAGACUACAGAGAAUGGUGCAUGCACACUGGUGAUCAAAAACCUGACCACCAAUGACAGUGGAAUCUAUACAUGUGAGGUGGUGAAUAAGUUUGGUGUGACCUCCUACAAUGGAAACAUAACAGUAGUACAACCUCAGAAGCUCGCUCCGAUAGUCCAGAAGCCUGUACACCCACCCCUUGCAGCCAUAACUCCUCUGCAACUUGCCCCACCAAAGCCUGAGGCCCAGGCCAAAACACAAACUCAAAAUCUGCCUCGGACUCAAACCCAGAUAUCCACUUCAGCUACAGCUGCUGCGAACUAUGUAGAAAGUGUAAGUGUCUCUCUGUGGGAGGCCUACAACCUGACGGAGCAGCAGAAUACUCAGAUGAGCCUGCAAGAGAGGAGAGGAUCCUCACUCAUUGCUGCCAGCUCCAUGUCGAGUCCCUCUGAUUAUGAUACAGCUCCAGAUAUAAUGGAAUCUGUUGAGACUACCCCAGCUGUACCGAGGGAAGGGACGGAAGCAGUGGACCAAGUGCCUCCAAGAGAUAAUGAAGAACAAAUAGCUCCUCCACAGCCUCCUAAGAAACUACUGAAGGUCAAAGGGGCUCGUGAAGGUAGACUGAGGACACCAUCUCCUAAGCACCACCGUGCACACACACCCUUAACUAGUACCGUCUCUGGAUCAGAGUCAGAAGGGGAAGAGGAUAGACGAGAGACAUUCGAAAUGUAUGUGGCUCGAGCUGAUUGCAGUCCCAACAACGGAAAUAAGGACAGUUUUGUUCUGAAGGAGGGCCAGUUUGUAGAGGUCCUGGUUUCUGUUCAUCCUGACAAAUGGCUCGUGAGGACCAAACCCACCAAAACCAACCCUGCUCGGCAGGGAUGGGUGUGUCCAGCCUACCUGGAGAAGAAGAGGAAGGAGAUCUUCCCGCAAUUGAGAGCACCUCAAGAGGAUCUUGAUGGAAUUGGGUCUACAGGAGAAGAGUACAGGAGAGCUCUGAGCCAACUGAUCCAAGGCCUGAUUGAUGGAGAGGAGGAGUUUGUAAAGGAGAUGAAGAUGUUCACCUCUCACCAGCUAAAUUAUUUGGACUCCAGCUGCCACAUCCCCAUUAACAUCCUCAACCAGAAAGAGAUCGUUUUCAGGAAUAUCAAAGACAUUGUGUUUCUGCAUGAGAGGUCCUUCCUUCCCGGUCUGAGAGAAUGUGCCACAGACGACGAUGUGGCCAUGCAUCUGAUCAAGCACAGUGAGGACUUUGAGAAGUAUCUCCACUACAUGGUGGGACAAGCACAAGCAGAGGCCUGCGUCACCGACAAGGCUCUGCAACAGUAUUUCAAAGAGUUAACAGAAGCUGGUAAGCCUGAGGUUCCUGUCAUGGAUGUCCUUACCUUCCUCCAGCGACCAGUGGAGAGGAUUCAAACCUACCAUGCUUUACUGAAGGAGUUAAUCAAGAACAAAGCCAAAAGUGGCCAGAGCUGCUGUCUUUUGGAGGAUGCCUUCUCCAUAGUGUCCUGUCUACCUUGGAGGUCUGACAACCUGCACCAGGUGUCCCUCAUCGAGAACUACCCAGCUCCUCUAACCGCCCUGGGCGAGCCUGUGCGACAGGGAGUCUUCGCAGUGUGGGAGGAAUCUCCAGAAAUUAAGACGACCUCUAGAGGGCAUCAGAGACAAGUCUUUCUCUUCAAGGAAUGUAUUGUACUGUGUAAAUUGAAAAGAGACACCAGUAUGAACAGUGACACCUACACCUUCAAGAACAAAAUGAAGCUGAAUGAUGUGGAAAUAAAGGAGACUGUGGGUGGAGAUGAAAAGUCUUGGGGGUUGUGGCAUGAGCACAGGGGCUCAUUGCGGAGGUACACACUGCAGGGCCGCUCCUCCCUGGUUAAACUCUCCUGGCUCAAGGACCUGAAGGAGCUACAGCAACGUUCCAGCCUGCCCACUAACAGCCCACCAGUGUUUGAGUCACUGUUGUCUGACUGCACAACAAAGAUAGGACAGACAAUCAAACUGACCUGUAAGGUCACAGGAUCGCCAAAACCAGUGGUCAGCUGGCUCAAAGAUGGCCUUCCUUUAGAGGAUGACCCCCGUCACAUCAUCACAGCAGACCGGUCAGGCACCUGCAGUGUCAUUCUGGACUGCCUCACUGCAGAAGACUCUGGACAGUAUGCUUGCUAUGCUAACAGCUCCAUGGGCCGUGCUGGUACUCUGGCUAAGAUUUUGGUGCAGGCUCCACCCAGAUUUGUGUGUCGGUUGGAAAGUGCUUGUCUGAUAGAAGGAGAGGAUACACAGUUUACCUGCUCCACACUUACUACUCCUUUACCACGAAUCAGGUGGUUCAAAGAUGGCAGAGAGUUGACAGACCAGCAAAAAUACCUCAUCCUGAAUGAUGCUCGGAGUGGGAUCUUGUGCCUAACGGUCAUCAGUGCAACAGAGGCAGAUAUUGGACAGUAUGAGUGUGAGCUUUGGAAUGAGUUUGGCUGCGUCAAGUGCAAGGCAGGGCUGUGCAACGCUUAUGUACCGCCGAUUGACCUCGAGAAAGACCAACCACAGGACUUACCUCCUAAAGAUGCAGACUCAGAGGGCUGGUCCACUGCUUUUGUGAAGAAAUGGUUACAGACUGAUUUCAGCCCCACCUCUAUUGCUAAGAUGCUCUUCCCUCCUGGACACCCUGAACAAGCUGAAUGUAGUACUGAAGAGGCUAUUCCUGCCUCGACAUCCAUGGAUCAGGUGGUACAGCAGCCUGCGUGUUACCUAGAGGAUGAAGAGGAAGAAAUCUACAUCUCAGAGUCAAUGCAGGAAAUUACAGAUGCUCCUCCCUCUAUCCAGGUACCUGCUGAGGACCUGUGUGUAGAGCCUGGCCAACCAGCUACAUUUACUGCCAUCAUCACAGGAAGACCUACUCCUAAGAUACAGUGGUACAAGGAUGGAGAGGUGCUUGCAGCUAAUGAGAAUGUGGAGAUAGUACAGCAUGGUGCCCGCUGCUCAGUGACCAUAGUGUGCUCUGAGGGUGAGGACAGUGGCAUAUACACCUGCUUCGCCUACAAUGACUCUGGCCAUACCUCAUGCCAAGCUCAGCUGACAGUGGAGGAAGGUCCACUGGAGCGUCAGGAGAGAGAGGUGGAGCUGGGGAAGAGAAGGAAGUUAUUCUCUGUGUAUGAUGUCCAUGAGGAAAUUGGAAGGGGAACCUUCGGGGUAGUAAAGCGUGUAGUGCACAGAAGGACAGGUGAAGUGUUUGCUGCCAAGUUUUUGCCUCUGCGGAGCAGCACUCGGACCAGGGCCUUCCAGGAGAGGGACUUGCUAUCCCGUCUGGCUCACCCCAGAGUGGCCUGUCUGCUGGACUUCUUUUGCACCAGACGGACUCUGGUGCUGAUCACAGAAAUCUGCUGUUCACAUGGACUUCUGGACCAUUUAUUACUGAAAGGAUCAGUCUCAGAGAAAGAGGUUCAGUCAUACAUCCAGCAAAUCCUUGAAGGAGUUGGUCACAUUCACAGCAUGAACAUUUUGCAUCUGGACAUUAAACCUGAUAAUAUCCUAAUGGUGUAUCCGCCCAGAGAUGAGAUCAAGAUCUGUGACUUUGGCUUCUGCCAAGAAAUGGACACAUCCAGACACCAAUACAGCAUGAUUGGUACACCAGAGUUCGUAGCCCCUGAGAUUGUUCAUCAAGAACCAGUAACUGUGGCUGCUGAUAUUUGGUCUGUAGGUGUUAUAUCCUAUAUAUGUCUGGUGUGCCGAUGUCCUUUUGUGGGUGAGACGGACCGUGCUACACUGCUGAGGGUGGGAGAGGGGACCCUGAACUGGGACGAACCUGAUGUCACGUACAGGAGCCCUGAGGCCCAGAACUUUCUCCACAUGCUCCUUCAGCCAGAUCCAGAGAAGCGACCAUCUGCCUUUGAGUGCUUGAGCCACGAAUGGUUCCAGGUGAGAGGAAAUACAGACCAAAAGGAUGAACAUGCAGGAGAAGAUACUGAUGAAAUCAACACAAAGAGUUUGAAAGUCUUCAUCUCAAAAAGGAAAUGGCAGCGUUCUUUGACUUGCAUUGGGUCAGUUCUCACAUUGAGGCCCAUCCCUGAGCUGCUGGAUGCUCCUCUCAGAGACACUGCAGUGACAGUGCCCCGCGAGCCCCAGGAACACAGCAGCACCUCUCUGAGUAGUGGCUCCUCGUCUGAGUAUGAUGAAGCUGACUCUUGGGACUUUUUCCAGCACUGCAGCCCGACUGAGGAGGAGGAAGAAACAGAGGAGGACUAUGAUCCUUUAACAGAGAGAGCGCAGAUCCGCGAGCCUUUUGCCAAACUCCAACUAGGUGCAGAGGAGGAAGAGGAAGUGACAUUAGGGGAGGAAGAGGAUGGGGAGAUAGUAGAAAGGAGGAGUGUACUAGAGCGGAGUAUGAGCAAGCAGUCAGUUGCGUCAUCAGAUGUGUCGUGCCAACAGACACCUCAGAGGGAGCGUAGGUUCAGCAAAGACAGUAGUCCAUCUCUUUACCUAUCUGAUGGGGAUGAGGGUUCAGGGAGUGACGGAGGUCGAAUCCCUCGUGGCAGCGUCAUCCGAAGCACUUUCUACAGCACCUCUCAUCAGCUUUCACCCAUGUCUGCCAGACACAUGACAUUACGGGACAAAUUCCAGACCAAAAAGCAGGAGAGAGGCCGCAAACCACUCCGGAGAAGUUUUUCAGGACGUCUCAACGAGCCUCUUAUUGAAUAUGUGGAGGAUGAGACAGAGACCACUCGUGGCCAGAGACGAGCAUCUAUCCAGCCCACAAUGCAGAAGUCCUGUUCCUUUGACAGUGGUGUUGGCCUCGCCCACACCAACAUACCCCCUCACAGGAGGAGCAGGUCUCUUGAUGAGUAUUCCAGACGAUCUCCCAGCUCGCCCAAGCACACAGUCAGGUUAGGUGAAGAAGAAGGCUCUCAAAGUCUGAAGGAAGAUUUCACAGAUGAUGAAGUGGCAGGGAGAAACUUGUUGGCCAUCCCGAGCCCUCGGCGACCCACAAGAAGAAGAGGCUCUGUCGCUCCAACACAAGGAACUAACAUGCUGGGUGGAUCAUCUGUUCCCUCAAGCCUCCUUGCUGGAGACAGAAUGAGCCCCAGGCUGGAUCAGGAGCAGACAGAGGGCGACACCUUUGCUGGCUCCCAGGGGUCUUUGGCUGAGUCGUCUAUUUUGGAGCAUGGCUCAGAGUCGUCAAGUAGACUUGGCUCCUGUGAGGAGCUGAGUUAUGGUCACCUCAGAGGAAGAUACAGAUCAGGAGAGAGUGAAGGGUUUGAUCAGGGGGAGCCUCUGAUUUCACCAUCCCCAUGCUCAUUCCAAGAAGUUAAACCCAGAAGCUUGUUUCCCCAGGCACCGCCGCGUAACCGCACCCGCUCCAACCCCAACUUAUCUACAAACAGCAGAGGUCAGCCGGGUACCCCACUAAUGGCGAUCCCCAGUCCCAGCCUCUCUUCUCUCCAGGCUCCAGAUAGGCCUCCCAGGGCCAGGGACAAGAAGGAGGGCCAUGACCUCCAGAGGCAUGCAUCCGCUCCAGCCCUCGAAGCCCGGCCACCUACAGGAAAGUCACCCAAGCUUGGACUGCUAAAGAUCUUCCGCAGGCAGUCCUGGACCGGCCAUUCAUACUCCCAGCUGGAGGACAAAGAGUUAGGACCCACACUAGGAGAGAUCAUGAAGCCAGAUACUCCCACCAUGUCUCUGAGGAAGAAAAUGAGAGCUUCAGCCUCCAGCCUGACCAAGCUGUUUUCCAGAUCUUCUAGUAAGGAGGAUGUGAGUAAAGGAGGGCCAAUAGUAAAAGGAUCAGCUCCCAUCCGACCUGAAAGGCAGCAUAGCACUGGUCUUGAGAGACCAAAAAAGAGGACCUCCAAACUCUUGCCUUCUUUUAAAAUACCUGCAUUCAAAAAGACAAAAGAUCUGCCAGUCCGUCCCAACAAAGCUGAUGUGCUCCAGUUGGAUGGAGGUGGAGUCCUGCUGGUUUGGAGACCAGUCCAGUCUAGUGACCCUGUCACCUACUGUGUGCAGUACUGUACAGAUGGUGGGGAAUGGACGGUCCUGUCGGAGGAGGUGACAGAUAGCUGCUAUGUGGUGAAGGACUUACCCAGAGGAGCUUCUUAUGUGUUCAGGAUGGGCUGCAUCACCAAGACAGGAGCAGGAGCUUUCAGUGAUGCUUCAGCACCUGUUGUUAUGGCUACUCAUCCUGAAGAGACUCACAUUCCUCUCAUCCAGACUGAGUCACUGGGGUCAAAGGUCAUUGAGUCAGAACAACAGACAACACACAAGAACUACAGUUUCCUCUCCGAGAUCAACAGGGGUCGUUUCAGCGUAAUAACCCUGUGCAGGGAUGUUGAGACCAGCCAAGUAUUUGCUGCCAAAAUCACCCCUUACCAGGCAGAGCAGAGACAGUUGGUGCUGAGGGAAUACCAGCUGCUGAAGAGGCUUCAUCACCCCCACCUGGUACAGCUGCACACUGCCUACAUCACCUCUUGCUACCUGGUGUUAGUAGAAGAGCUCUGUCCCGGCAAGGAGCUGCUCUACAGUCUGGCAGCAAGAGAUCUGUAUGCUGAGACUCAUGUCGCAGAGCUGCUGGUUCAAAUUCUGAGUGCAGUCGACUACCUUCACAGCCGUCGAAUCAUCCACCUGGACCUGAAGUCUGACAACAUGCUGGUGGAUGAUUGUAACCACCUGAAGAUAGUUGACUUGGGCUCGGCUCAGUCCUUCAUACCCGGGCAGCCUCUCAACAUCGAGCACAUCCAGGGCCUGUCGGAGAGCAAAGACUGCUGCAGCAAAGUUUAUAUUGUCCUUCCUAAAGCUCCGGAAAUCCUGGAAGGUCAGGGUGUCGGGCCUGAAACUGACGUUUGGGCUAUUGGAGUUCUGUCGUUCAUCAUGUUGAGUGCCGACAGCCCGUUUCAUGCAGAGCUCAGCUGGGAGCAAGACAGAAACAUCAAGAAAGGGAAGAUCCAAUUUGGACGCUGUUAUCCUGGUCUGUCAGAGGGAGCCUUAAACUUCAUGAAGAGCAGCCUGAAUAACAAAUCCUGGGGGAGACCCACUGCAGCCGAGUGUCUUCAGAACCCAUGGCUGCGUGCCCAUCGUGCCCCACACAAAGGCCGACACUCCAAAGUGUGUUUCUCCACAGACAAGCUUAAAGAUUACCUCAAGCAGAAGGAGGUGAAACGAGAUCAGGUCCACACCAAGCUUCAGGGUCCCUUCUUCCAGUAAGGCAACACUGUAGGGGUUUCGUUCACCUACAGCUUAAUAACCAGCACAUUUCAUUUCAGCUGAAUGUUUCCUGUGUGGCUCUUUUCUGGCUAGCUGGAGCCAGGUCAGAUUUCUAAAAUCUGUUUUCUCUAAAAUCUCUGAUUUUGAAAAUGUGACGCGUCUUAAUGAGUUUUCAAAGUGUUUCAAAGUGUAUUUAUCCAUUAGCUUGUAUACGUGAGUGUGCUGAAUUUUUUGUGUUUUGGUUUAUAUGGAAACAUAUCAGGGAUAAGGUUUAUUCUCAGCAACGAGUGCACACGUGUAUAUGAGUUGUAAAACUGUUGAGAAACUGUUGUUUUGCUCCGUAGUGUCAGACAGAUGCAUAUAUUUGGCCUUAAAGUGAAAAAUGUUUUUUGUGCUAUUCUUCUUCAUACAGAAAGCAGAUAUUUUAUUUAAAAAUGGCUUAAAAUUACAAUGUAUAAAUGGGAAAUCGAUAAGAUUUAUGGGUUUUACUGAAUGCUUCUAAGUUUCAUAAUACUUCAGUCGUCACCCACCUGAAUGAGUUAGUGAAUGAAAGAUUAAUUAAAUGGCACAGACGUGGUCAGUCAUUGUCCUCA